This is a messenger RNA of Larimichthys crocea (large yellow croaker), 5668 nucleotides long. RefSeq names its product protein tyrosine phosphatase non-receptor type 14. Gene Ontology annotation, molecular function: protein tyrosine phosphatase activity. The coding region runs from base 495 to 4424 and encodes 1309 amino acids. Lineage: Eukaryota; Metazoa; Chordata; Actinopteri; Sciaenidae. Gene Ontology annotation, cellular component: cytoplasm; cytoskeleton. Gene Ontology annotation, biological process: lymphangiogenesis; protein dephosphorylation. The record is from RefSeq and is a predicted model, not a curated record. The transcript is spliced from 20 exons.
GACUUUUUCUUUUUUUUGUUGGGAGUUUUGCGGCUGCUUUUUUUUUUUUUUUGCGACUUUUUGUCCUCAAAGUUGCGCUCAUAUGAUUCAAGUCUCUCUCUUGAAGAGUCUUAAAUUAAUUUACAGAAAUAUUCACAUAUAUAUAAAUAAAUAAAACUCCAUGAGGAUUAUCGAUUCGCUGUGAGGUUCAACGCCGUCGAGUAAAGAAGAGUUUCUCCGGCGGGGAGCAGAAAAAAACGGCAUGUAGCGCAGGAACAAGGCACCCCCGUUCACCCUUCUCCUCCUCAUCGUCCUCCUCCACCUCUCCAGACAUCUUUGGGAAUGGGCCAGCGCCUUGCCAGGGUGCAUCUUUCCACCCUGUGGUGUGGCUGGCGUCGUGCGAGAGUGAGGAGGGCAGCGGCCAGGUCAUAGAGCCCGCCCAACUCUCCUCUCUCCGCUUGCUUGCUCCCAACUGACUUUUGACCUUUCGACUCACUCGUGACCUCCAGCCAGCCAUGCCCUUCCGGCUGAAGCUGCGGCGUACGCGGCGCUACAACGUCCUGAGCAAGAACUACUUUGUGACACGGAUUCGUCUGCUGGACAGCAAUGCGAUUGAAUGCACUCUGUCGGUGGAGAGUACGGGACAGGAAUGUCUGGAGGCGGUGGCCCAAAGGCUGGAGCUACGAGAGACCCAUUAUUUUGGGCUGUGGUUCCAAGGGAAGACCCAGGCCCCGGCCCAUCGCUGGGUGGAGCUGGAGAAACCCCUCAAGAAGCAGCUGGACAAGUUUGGCAAUGAGCCACUUCUCUUCUUCGGAGUCAUGUUCUACGUGCCCAGUGUUUCCCGACUGGAGCAAGAAGCCACCAGGUAUCAGUAUUACCUGCAGGUGAAGAAGGAGGUGUUGGAUGGACGUCUCCACUGCACAGUAGAGCAGGGCAUCAGACUAGCUGGCCUAGCAGUGCAAGCUGACUUUGGAAACUUCACUCAGUUCAUGUCUCAGGACUUCCUCAGGGAGUAUGUGCUCUUCCCGGUGAACUGGCCUAAUGGAGAGGAGGUGCUGGAGGACUGGACCCAGAAAGUCGCUGAGGAGCACAAGAGUCACUGUGGAAUGCAGAUUGCUGAAGCAGAGCUGCUGUACAUCAAGGAGGUGGAGAAACUGGACGGCUUUGGCCAGGAGAGCUUUCCUGCUAAGGACAACUACACCAACGAUAUUUUCAUUGGUGUGUCCUUCAUUGGGGUGUUUGUCAAACACAGAAAUGGCAGAUCUAUCAUGCUGCACAAGUGGAAGGACAUUGGCACCAUAGCACACAACAAGUCAGCCAUCACAGUGGAGAUAACGAGCAGAGACGACACCAUCAUUUUUCACAUGGAGGAUAUGGAAAUGGCCAAGUACAUCGCUCGUCUUUUCACGGCCAGACACAAAUUCUACAAACAGAACAAGAUCUGUGCAGAGCCCACUCACUCACCUGCACCGAUCAGGAGGAGACCCACCUGGAGCCACCGCCCAUCUCUGCCGCGGCCUCAGUCCUGUAACUUCAAGUCAAUGCAUUCCCAGUAUGGAGAGCAUUACCAGGACACACAGAGCUCUCAAGACAGUAUCUUCCAUGACGACCAGUACUACAAGUCGGAGACCAGUCUGGAUCGCUGCCCGGUGGACUUUCCUUUCCGUAAUGGUACUGUGCCCAAUGGGAGCAUGUACAGCAGCCCCAGCCUGAGCUCCCUCAAUCAUUCCCAGACUUUCGUCCCGCCCUCACCCAUGUCCUCCAACCUCAGCAUCCCUGGCAGUGAGCUCAUGCGCCCUGACUACAUCCCCAGCCACCGCCACAGCGCCAUCAUCGCUCCGUCCUACCGGCCCACGCCUGAGUAUGAUGCUGUCAUGAGGCAGAAGCGGCGCAUGCUCCCCGCUCACCAUGACCUCCACAGCCAAUCGUUGCGCAGUCUGAACAUCAGUAAUGCGUGUGCUUAUCGACAGCCUGAGGCCUUGGUGUACAGCCAGCCAGAGAUGAGGGAGAGGGGCCCUUAUCAUGGCCUGGGGCCUAGCCCGGGACAGUACACACCACAGAUCAGUUACAGUAAGCCUGUGUCACAUGGACCUCAUCAGGGAGGACCAGCCAGCAACCAGGGCCCUUGUCAUUCACCCUGCGUUAAUGGAGGCGGAGGCAGUGGCGGGGUUGGAGGUGUAGGAAGCUCUAUUUCUCACACUGUCAGCACACCUGAGCUGGCAAAUACUAAACAACAGGGGAACAAUGCAGGAAGCUAUGCAGCUACAGCGAACAUGCUGAGAAACCACAUGUCGCGACCUCCUCCGCCUUACCCUUCCAGCUCCUUCCGCCCGGCAACCAGCACCCCGGACCUGGCAAGCCACCGUCACCGCUGCAUCGGGGGCAGCAGUCCAGAGUUGGUCACCCGCAUGGUGCAGCUGUCGGUCAAGACCUUCCAACCGGACAGCUCGGCUGUGGUGCACCAGUCCCUGCAGGAGGUUAGUGAACCAUUAAUAGCAGCUGCUAAGCACCGCUCCACCCUUGGCAAAAGACACAGCAUGGAGGUGAUCAGCAGCAUGAGAGGAGGUGGAGGAGGAGGCAUGGAGGGCAUGGUGAUGAAGGGCAUGAAUGCUCCCCUUCAUCGGAGGAAUACACUCAGAGAACACGUAAUGCCCCCUCAGCCCCAGUCCAUUCCUCAGCCCCAAACUCCUCAGCCACAACCCCAGCCGCAGCCUCAGCCUCAGCCUCCACCUCCACCUCCACCUCAGCAGUCGCAGGAGUUGCCCAAGCAGAUACCUGUCCAGAAAUCUCCUGAGCCAUCUGUGGCACAAACUGGCCCAGUGGCCUACCAGCAUCAAAAGACUCUCUCCAAUGCUACGAUGCUCAUACACAGUAGUGAGAGUGAAGAAGAGGAGGAAGAGGAAGAGGAGAGGCCUGAGCUGGAUGUUCAGAUCCCAGGUCUCAACGAGGACAUCAGCAUCAGCGCCCAGCUCCAGGCUGCUCUGGCCAAGCUGCCCAACAAACCCCCUCCAGAGUACCCUGGUCCUCCAAGACCUCCUAGCAAUGCUCAAAUUCGCACCCACACCCACAAUCACAACCACACACACCACCACAACCAUAAUCAAGGACCCCAGAGCAACCAGGGACCAAUGGACUCAAACCAAGCCCAGGGCCGAGCACUCAAAACUGGGCAGAGCCCUAAUGGGCCUGGAGGUGGUGGUAGUGGAAGUGGUGGCAGUGGUGCAGGUGGUGGUGGUGGUGGCGGUGGUGGGACACUGACCCGAGGGGACCAGAGUGGGGUGAACGGAGCGGUUUUAGGUCCGUCCAUUUCAGAACCGGACCUGACCAGCGUGAAGGAGAGGGUGAGGAAGGAGCCGGUCAAAGAGAGGCCGGUGUCGGAGAUGUUCUCCUUAGAAGACAGCAUCGUGGAGAGAGAGAUCGCUCAGAGGACGCUGGAAAGACAAAAGAUGUCCGUGGACUCCAUGAAGAGGCCGCUGAUGAUGGCCGCCCUCAAUGGGCUCUACGUGGCCCGGAUGCCUGUCCCAGAGAGUCCCGCGGAAGAUGGUGCCAAGGCUGCCACCGAUGAACGGUGUAAGACCUUGGAGUUGAAGCUGGAAGAGGAGCGGGUCUUCACUGAGUAUGAACAGGUUCCCAAGAAGAGGGCAGACUGUGUUCUCACCACAGCAACUCUGCCUGAAAACACAGAGCGCAACCGUUUCCGUGACGUCGUUCCGUACGAAGAGAAUCGGGUCGAGCUUGUACCAAACAAGGAGAACAACACGGGCUACAUCAAUGCCUCACAUAUCAAGGUGAUGAUCAGAGGGGAGGAGUGGCACUACAUUGCCACCCAGGGCCCGCUAGCCAACACCUGUGCCGACUUCUGGCAGAUGGUCUGGGAGCAGGGGGUCAACGUCAUCGCCAUGGUUACAGCCGAGGAGGAGGGCGGCAGGUCCAAGAGUCACCGCUACUGGCCCAAACUGGGCUCCAAACACAACUCAGCCACUCACGGCAAGUUCAAGGUGACCACCAAAUUCCGCACCGACUCCGGCUGCUACGCCACCACGGGGUUAAAGGUCAAACACCUGCUGUCUGGCCAGGAGAGGACGGUCUGGCACCUGCAGUACACCGACUGGCCUGAGCAGGGCUGUCCCGAAUAUGUCCAGGGAUUCCUCUCCUACCUAGAGGAGAUCCAGUCUGUGAGGAGACACACUAACUCCAUGCUGGACACCUCAAAGAGCCUCAACCCGCCUGUGGUGGUGCACUGUAGUGCCGGCGUGGGUCGCACCGGAGUGGUCAUCCUCACUGAGCUCAUGAUCAGCUGCCUGGAGCACAAUGAGCCAGUGGAGGUUCCCGCCAUGUUGUCAGGGCUGAGGCAGCAGAGGAUGCUGAUGGUGCAGACCAUUUCCCAGUACAAGUUUGUCUACCAGGUCCUCAUCCAGUUCCUCAAGAACUCCCGCCUCAUCUGAGCCUGGGAUCUUGACUUUUGACCUUACAUGACGUUGGCACCAGAUAACGGUACUUCAAGUUAGCACGAGGACUGUAAAGCAGAUACAUUAUAACUGAUAGCUGGUUGGAAGCAGAUGCAGAGAUUCAUGUUGAGUUUUCUAAGUGGCAGUUUAUGGAAAUUCUAGUGGAUUUUCAUACAAACUCACCUCAAGGGAGGAAAGGAGUCGUGUGGGCCUGUAUAGAAAUUGACCAUUUCUACUAAUCAUGUUGUUCUUUUUCCUCCCCCUUGGGUUUUACUCCUGGUCCAUGUGUGAAGAAUGCAUUUUCUUCAUGCUGGUCAGGUGAAUAAGCAGCUUAUGUUACCUGCAGGUGUGAAUGUGUUUGUCUGUCCCCGCGUGUUCUUGAGAUUCCUUAAGAAAAUACCUUGAGAAAUCAAAAUCUUGAGUUUGGAUAGAUCGCCUGCCUGCUACAUUUCUCAUUCAUUAUUUAGCCGUUACUAGAAAUGGCACUAUGCUGCAUGAACAGUAGGUGGCAGCAGUAUUAUUAUUAUUUUCUGUACUCUGAAAGAGUUUGCCAAACAAAAGUAUUCUUUAAAAAUCACUGUUCUAAAAUGUUCCUUUAUUUUUAACAGAGUAUUGAUUAAUACAGCAGAUAUUUACUUCAACAUUUUAACAAAUGUUUUUAUUUAUUUCUAUCAAGAUUGUGGCCACCUUUGCCUUUUUUUUUUUUCAACUUUUGAACUUGUCUUAAUUUUUCUGUACGUUUCAAAAAGCCUUCCUUGUCAUUGUCAAAAAGAAUGGCUCCCAUUUUGGGAAAAUAGGACUCAAAGAGACACAAAUUACAUUUGUCUCAUCACAUUUCUUGUCUAAAAGCAUUUCAAAAGUCUAAAAAUUGUUUGUCCAAUUAAUUUGAGAUAAUCAAUGAAUAUCAUUUCAGUGUUUAUUUUACAUACGCAGUGUCCUUAUACAGCAAAUACUGUAUAUACUGUAUCAUUGUGCCUUAUUGAAGCGUGACACAAGGAGAAGCCGCCUGUCCUUGUUGAAGGAUGGGUGUGAUAAACUAAAUUCCCCUUUUUCUUUCCUGCAAAGAUUAAAUCUAUAUCAGUAUUUAAUAGUUUAUGUUUUGUUAUAAGAACAACUUUAACAUUUCAUAUCAUUUACCUAACUCUCAGGUAAGAAUUUGGCAGUAGGAUAAUGCUGAUGUCUUGGUUUAUUUUUGAAGGAUAAUAGUGACAUAACUGACUUUGCCAAAAAAAAAAAAAAAA